AUGCCCCUCCUGCUCCGACGCAUCGCCGGCGCCGUCGCGGCCCCCCUCCGCCGCUCUCUCUGCACGGCGGCCCCGCGCCCUCCCUGGGCCAUGGUGAACAGCCAGGCGGCGCUGGACGCGUCAGGGGCGCCGUCGCGGGGCGCGCGCGCGCUCGUCGACCUCGACACCACCCCGUGCGUCUCCCGCCUCUCCGUCCCCGCUCGCCUCGUCGACCCCCACGGCGACAUGGGUCCCCUCGUGGGCAUCGUCCGCAGCGCCAGCUGCGACGGUCUCCUCCUCCUCGACUUCGUCGACGCCCGCCCGCGCCCCAUAUGGCCACACGAACUCGCCGCGGACCGCGGCGGCGUGGAACCGGACGCCAAGCUCUUCGUCUGCAACCCUCUCAGCGGCCAGCUGGUUCGCCUCCCGGCCCCCGGCAUGGACGUCCCCAAGAUGAGCACCUCCUUCGGCCUGCUCACCCAAUCCCAAGGCCCCCACGGCCCGCCGGAUAGGUACGUGGUCGCUCAGCUCAGCAAAAGCAGUCGCGGGGGAGGGGAGUGCCGCAGGGUCGUUCGCCGGUUUCUGUCCGAGACAGGGGAGUGGGACGAGCGGCCGCUGGUCGGGGUGGUCGAGAUGGAGGCUGCGCGCAGCAUGCUCAUCAACCAUGAGGUGCUAGCGUUGGGCGACCGGCUGUGGUGGGUGGACGUGGCCUGGGGUGCCUGCUCCGUCGACCCCUUCAGCGACCGGCCGGAGCGCCGCUUCGCCGAGCUGCCGCGUUGCAGCGUGCUGCCUGCUUCCGAUUCCCCGAUGCUUCCGACGCUGAGCAGGUACCGGCACAUGGGGGUCAGCGAGGGGAAGCUGCGCUACGUCCAAGUGUCCAACAGAGACGACAGGUCGUGCGUGAUCCUUUCAUUCUCGCUGGAUGACGAGACCUACAGCUGGGCGCUGGAUCAUUCAGCUCAAAUUACAGAUCGGGGCGACCGCUGCCAUGUUCACAUUGCUGCCAUAGAUCCAUUCAAAGCCAACCUUGUGUACCUCCAGCAUAGUGGCACUGUCAUUGCCAUGGACCUGGCUAAGAAAAAGGAGAUUUGGAGGAGUUCCCUUCCACAAGAAAUCUUCUUCGAAAGUUUGCUCCGUGGCAGUUCUCUUGUUCCGUGCGCGCUCCCAACAUGGCUUGCCACAAGCCAGAUCCCCUCUUCUGCAGGAACCCUUUCAACAAGCAACAAGGCCGAUUGCAAAAAGAAGACCUUGGCAGACAUGCUGGUUCGCGUAGACAGCUAA
Triticum turgidum subsp. durum (durum wheat) is the source of this 1260-nucleotide messenger RNA. The record is from the annotation of a GenBank genome assembly. NCBI's taxonomy places the organism in Eukaryota, Viridiplantae, Streptophyta, Magnoliopsida, Poales, Poaceae.